AUUUAUACCUAAGAAGUCUUGAAAAUAUUAUUAACUGUGGGGAAGGAAAUAGGAGAGAAAAAGCACAGUUUCUUUUUGAUAAAUAUAAAAGCUCAAUUAGUCGAGCCACAAACCAGCGUUGGGGCACAGGCGAUCAAUUAGUUUGCCCGAUGUUUCAAGUCUACAAGUCGAGCCAGCGUUGGACCCAUCGACACAGGCAAUCUACAAGUUUGGCUGAUUUCUUCCAUUGCCAGGGUACCCAACCCGAUUAUAAACUCGCAAGAAAGUGGAAUAAUGAACGGGCAAACAAGCAGAUCCAUUUUCACCAGCCGACUUUCACAAGCGGUGGGACUAACAACGUUAAUAUAAGUGGGAUUACCAACGGUGGAACUUUCGUUGCAAAGAGGGAUCAUGAAGAGAAUGAAGAGGAUCAAGAUCAAAAACAUGCCAAACGGACAAAAAUGGCGCUUCAAUUUUGUGACCACAUUCCCCUUUCUCGUUCCUCUUCGAAUUCGAGGUUCAGCACCUUAUCUCAAAAAAUGGCAAAUGUGAACCAUCGUCUUUUUGAAUACACUAUUGUUAACCUCUCCGAAAAAAAUCUCGUAGACCCAGUAAAUAAUGUCUUUUCAGAUGACGAUAAAAAAAGAAUGAGGAAAUUCUGGGAAGAUAUGGAACCAUCAACUGAAGAAAAGUUGAAUACAGUGCGAAAAUCAAAAUGGGAAAAGAGCAUUAAGCCACUAGUUGACAAGUAUGCAUCUGCCAUUGAACUUAAGUCCGUUUUUGAUGACGAAAUUCAGACACUAUCAACAGAAGUUAUUUUUGAGAAGCCGUUCGAGGGAAAGUUUGACUUUAGAACACAUUAUGAUCUAUUAUGGGUACAGGACAUUUAUCGACGAUUUGUGUUCUUGUUCGCCUCAUGUUCCAAUAUACUUCGUGAUGUGACUAUGUCAGAGAUAGCCUACAGAGAAUCAUUUGUUAAUCCCAUAAUUCCCAAGGCAUUCGACGAUAUUAAAGACAAGAUUAGGUUUCAAACUGGAGAGAUAGAGAGCACAUUGCGUAAAGAACAUCGAAAUCAGACAAAUGACCAAAAACCUCGGAUAUUGCUUGGUUCAAAUUAUGACGGGAUUCUAAGAAUUUACGUGAACGCAAAUGAAAUAGAGAUUGGAUUUUUAGAAGUUGUAGGGAAUGCGUCGGUUGUGGAUCUUAAAAAAUAUCGCGAAGAUAGGGAGAAAUUAUUAAAGGCGAUGCGGUUGUCGAUCUUUUAUCAACGACAGCACCACCUACGUCGUAAUGCUCCAGAAGAACAGCUUGGAUGCCUUCAAAGUUUUGGUGUAUUAGUUCGGGUUAUGGACUAUUACUUAAAGAUACAAGAAAUCUCAAAAAAGGCACAACAAUACACUCCAUCAAAUGAAAAUCCGUUAGAAGCAUCACCAUCCAAAAACACUAG
This is a messenger RNA of Dentiscutata erythropus, 1426 nucleotides long. NCBI's taxonomy places the organism in Eukaryota, Fungi, Glomeromycota, Glomeromycetes, Diversisporales, Gigasporaceae. The record is from the annotation of a GenBank genome assembly.